GCACGUGAUUUGCCGGUGACUGGAGUACCCGGUCCCUGGCCACUGUCAGCUCUGGUCUGCCGCGUGCCGGGGGGGAAGUGCCGGGGCCACUGCCGGGAGGGAUCUUAGGAGGGAUCAUAGGACAUCUCCUGAAGAGCUGCCAUGUCUGGGAAUUUUACAUCUUCCUCAGAACAGAACAACAAUAGCUGUGAAACCAAAACCUCAAGUCUUCGAAUGUCAGAGAAGAAAUGUUCGUGGGCAUCUUACAUGACCAACUCUCCAACUCUCAUCGUUAUGAUUGGCUUGCCAGCCCGGGGCAAAACCUAUGUGUCCAAGAAACUCACACGUUACCUCAACUGGAUUGGGGUACCCACCAAAGUGUUUAACCUUGGGGUGUAUCGGCGCAAAGCAGUCAAGUCCUAUAAGUCCUACGACUUCUUCCGGCACGACAAUGAGGAGGCCAUGAAGAUCCGCAAACAGUGUGCUCUGGUGGCCCUGGAAGAUGUUAAGGCGUAUCUCACCGAGGAGAGUGGGCAGAUUGCGGUGUUUGAUGCCACCAAUACCACUAGGGAGAGGAGGGACAUGAUUUUGAACUUUGCCAAGGAGAAUUCUUUCAAGGUAUUCUUUGUGGAAUCUGUCUGUGAUGAUCCCGACGUCAUCGCUGCCAACAUCCUGGAGGUAAAGGUGUCGAGCCCUGACUACCCUGAAAGGAACAGGGAGAAUGUGAUGGAGGACUUCCUAAAGAGAAUUGAGUGCUACAAAGUUACCUAUCAACCCCUUGAUCCGGACAACUAUGACAAGGAUCUUUCUUUCAUCAAGGUGAUAAACGUGGGCCAGCGAUUUUUAGUGAACAGAGUCCAGGACUACAUUCAGAGCAAGAUAGUCUACUACCUCAUGAACAUCCACGUCCAGCCUCGCACCAUCUACCUUUGCCGGCACGGAGAGAGCGAGUUCAAUCUCUUGGGGAAGAUUGGGGGUGACUCUGGCCUCUCGGUGCGGGGAAAACAGUUUGCUCAGGCUCUAAGGAAGUUUCUGGAGGAACAGGAGAUAGCAGACCUCAAAGUAUGGACGAGCCAGUUAAAGAGGACUAUCCAGACCGCUGAAUCCCUGGGGGUGACCUAUGAGCAGUGGAAGAUUCUGAAUGAGAUUGACGCUGGGGUGUGUGAGGAGAUGACCUAUGCAGAGAUUGAGAAGCAGUACCCAGAUGAGUUUGCACUUCGAGAUCAAGAGAAAUAUCUGUAUCGAUAUCCUGGUGGGGAGUCGUACCAGGACCUGGUGCAGCGGCUGGAGCCCGUCAUCAUGGAGUUGGAGCGUCAGGGCAACGUCCUCGUCGUCUCCCACCAGGCCGUCAUGCGCUGCCUCCUGGCCUACUUCUUGGAUAAGGGUGCAGAUGAGCUACCGUACUUGAGGUGCCCUCUCCAUACCAUCUUCAAACUUACUCCUGUGGCCUACGGGUGCAAAGUGGAAACAAUUAAACUCAAUGUGGAGGCUGUGAACACUCACCGUGACAAGCCAACUAACAACUUCCCCAAGAAUCAAACCCCUGUAAGGAUGAGAAGGAACAGCUUUACGCCUCUGUCCAGUUCGGAUACGAUAAGGCGUCCAAGAAAUUACAGUGUUGGGAGCCGGCCCCUCAAGCCCCUCGGCCCUCUCCGUGCCCUGGACAUGCAAGAAGGGGCCGACCAGCCGAAGACCCAAGUCAGCAUUCCGGCAAAGGCUGUGCUGGCUGUGCACAGGCACUCCUCUGCAGCGUCCCUCACAUUGCUCUCCUGAUGAUGUGGAGGCGGGGGCCAGACCUCUCCGGGGCACUGGGAUCUGCUGAUAAGCUUGGGAUGUCGGCUCCACGGGGGCUUGAACAGGAAGUUAAGUGAGGAUUGGAUAUUUGGAGCCACCAAAAUGAGGCCUGGAAAAACAUCACCACAUUUCUUCCUCUCAUGCCUAGUGGCAAUAUUAGUUACACUGAAAAAUUUAACUUCCCUGUGACUCAAAAUGUUUAACAGCCUGAACUGAUUAGUUUCUGUUAUCCCUUUGCUGGGUUUGGCCCAGGUUGGCCAAUCUUGUUCUGUUUCAGCAUUUAGCAUCCUACCUGUGACUCUGUCCCUGGCUGGCUAUACUUUGCCUAAAGUGCAAAUGCACCUUGUCGGAUUUAA
This is a messenger RNA of Ceratotherium simum simum (southern white rhinoceros), 2129 nucleotides long. The record is from RefSeq and is a predicted model, not a curated record. Lineage: Eukaryota; Metazoa; Chordata; Mammalia; Perissodactyla; Rhinocerotidae.